Messenger RNA from Mauremys mutica (yellowpond turtle), 4379 nucleotides. RefSeq names its product geranylgeranyl diphosphate synthase 1 (gene GGPS1). The coding region runs from base 3090 to 3947 and encodes 285 amino acids. Gene Ontology annotation, biological process: isoprenoid biosynthetic process. The transcript has 6 exons. Gene Ontology annotation, molecular function: prenyltransferase activity. The record is from RefSeq and is a predicted model, not a curated record. Lineage: Eukaryota; Metazoa; Chordata; Testudines; Geoemydidae.
AUCCCCCAGACUGCAGUGAGUUGCAGGACAUCUGCCACAACUUUGGUAUACAUUCAGUUCUCUUGCAGUAAAGCAAAUGUCUGUCAGUAAUUUGUGGCUGAACUGAAAGACCAUCUUUUGACUGAAUAUCUUCAAAAUGAAGCCUACUAUACCACUUGACAGCUCUUGUGAUUGUUUUCAUCCUGUUAGAAUCCUCUAUCCUUUGCCAGAGCUUUUUUCAGUUGCUGAAUCCAUUACCAAGAAACAGAUUUUUCUACAGCAGUGGAGGUUGGAAAAAAAUCUGCAUGGAAAGCAGUAAACUGCAUUUGGUAUUUUGCUAUAUUCAAUCCAUGAACAUAAACCAAGCUGCUCUUUUGAAACUGGUUAUGCUUGUUCUUGUAUUUUAUUUGAGGAUAAGAUAUUAGGUGUGGUUGCUUUGGGCCAUCAGAUACAACUUGCACAAUAUCACUUGGUCCUGAUGGAAUCUUAUUCCCUGGGAUUACCGUGUUAUCAAGUGGGUUCCAUUUCAGCUUCUGUUCACCAUAUUAUCCAGUCAUUUCCUUCCAUGUCGUCUUCAUCUGGUGGCAAAUCUGAUGCUGAAUGUUCUACUUCCGAUUCUUCUACGAUACCAUCUUUGUCAUUAUCUAAGGCUAUGUUUACACUACCGCGUGUCAUAGCCUUCAGGGAUAUUCCCCAAUCAAGUAGGGACACAGGAAUGGUCAUCAGUUGAAAUCUCACUUCAGAUGGUGUGCGUCCUGUAGGUGCUGCAUUUCAGCAGCAGUCUCCUGUUCACUGAGGUAAGGAAGUAUCUUUGUAUUUCACUAAUCACUUCUACAGUCACACCUCAUAUACCACAGCAGCAGAGGAGGUUUGUUCCCUUACUAUUCUUCUACUACAGGCAGAAGGGGUAGAAAGAAAUAUUUUUGGGUGAGGGGGAGGUGCCAGCAACCCCUUGCCAUCUUCGCUGGCUUCCAGACUACAGAGUAAAUGUAACAUACUUCAAAAGUGCUCUGGACAACUUUUUAGCUAACCUUUGAUAUUUUACUUUUUUUUUAAGGAUUUUAAGAGUAUCAGAUCUACUUUUAUGGGGAUCUACUUACGGUGGGGCUAGUAGCACUAACUAAAGUUGCCCAACAUGUCCCAUUAUAAAAGUAUUCAGUUGCUUAUUUUUCUGUCAAAACUUAAGCCAUUUGGGUUGAAACUGUAUACUUCAGGCUAAAGUUUGUUUUGUUUUUUAAAUUUCAGAGCAAAAACAACUCACCUGUUUGAGAACAAGGCUAAGGAGAAAAAUGCUUUUCUGCCAUUUCAAAAAAUUCUGAUUUACUUUUUUUGAGAAGCUCUAAUGCCCACAUGCUUUGGAGCAGGGACUUAAAAUUUGGCUGGUGGAUGGCUUUUGUGUCAGGGAUGUGCCUCUUACUGAUCCUCUGAAAAUCCAACCAAACUUGGCCAAGUUAGAAGCCUUUGGUAAAACCUGUUUACACAUGCUCAUAGACUCCUUAAAAUUUUAGCUGCUAAAAUUGCCAAAGAUUCUGUGCACACUGAACACGUUCCCUCUCCUGCAUGUGAUUGCCUGGCUUAGUGAACAGAAUGAUGUGUCCACUGUGGUGUUCAGUAUCUUGUUCUAUUUGUUCAAUAUGUGACUCUAGAUCUUUCAUUUACAGCACAUUAUUCAAACCCAGUACAGAAUUAUGUCAUCGUGGGCUCCUCCAUGGUGCUCAUCAGUGUGAGACCUGAGUGCUUCACAAACAUAGAUCAGUUUAUUUUCCCUGUGAGAUUGGGGUGGGGAAAGGGAGCAGUAGUAUCCCCAUUUUACAGAUGGGGAGUUGAAGCACAAAGCUUAAGAUUAGCAGUAUCCACUAAACUUGGGUGCCCAGUUUGAGACAGUUAAGACCUGAUUUUAUUUAUUUUAUUUUUUUUGGAGUGCUUAGCAUUAUAUGGCAUUUUGUAUUCAAAGCCACAGCUCCAUUGACUUCAUUUGCAGCUGUGAGUGCCAAAAUUCCUGCAAGUAAGACUCUAGAGUAUCAAGUUGGACACACAGAAUUAGUGACCACCUGUGAAAAGUGACAUGAUGUGCUUAUCGCUCUGGACAGACUUCCUUUUCCCAUUGCUGCUGAAGAAAGAGGCUGCCUGCUGGCUUCUGCUAUUGCUGCUGGGAGGGCAGGAGGAGCUAUGUUGGAGCCCUCUGUCCAUGCCCCCAUUGAGUCUGCUCACCACCUGCCUGUCUUCACUUGCGUUGGGGCUGCAGUAACCACUUACUUACUAGGCAACCUCACAUGGGUGUGCAUGUGCUGCUCCUCCUCAGAUUUCUCUGUUGGGCUAAUGGGCCCUCUUCUCCCCCUGCCUGUCCACAGGUCCCCUGCUUGUGGUUCACUGCUCCUGAUUCCCCCCUGCCCCCACACACACACACAUCACAUAGUCCUCUUGUUAUUCCCCCUCUCCCACAUUUCAUUGCCUGACCUAUUCCCUUGCUCUCUGUUACCUACUGCCUCAGCUGGCUCCACUAGCACCAUGUACUGUGCAUUCCCUGCCCUUGUGUUAUCUCACCAAUCAUUGCACCCCACACACACUUACUUAUACACUCCCUACAGUGCAGCUCUAAGAGCUGGAUUUUUUUCCACUCCAGUGCCAACUGUAAUCCCCAAUCUCUUUCAUUUGUUUGAUUACUCCUUCCAGUUUCGAUUAGUUCUCUCCUCCCCGCAUGUGCAGCCCUAUGGAGAGGAGUGGGUAACAUCUGUUUUCCCUACCCUCACCCCUUUUUAUAUUCUCCCUCCUGUCUCCCCACUCCAGUGGCUGUUCUUACCACUGUCGCUCGAGGGUGGACUCCAGCAAUGGCUGCUUGGAGAGGGGACAUUGUACAAGGAACUGUACCUCCUUCCAGAUGCAAUUAGCAGCUUAUUUUAAUAAAAAGGAGGAAAAACCUCUAAUGGCAGAAAGCUGUAACAGAAACCCAGUUUGGGAAUAUUUUAAUGAACUUCCUCUACCUGUGGGAAAGACAGGAAUACAUGCAAAGAGUGAACAAAGAAAUGCAAGGCCUGGUUGCCCGUAUGAAACAACAUCAUGAGAAGUGUUCCUUCUAAGGAGGAAGUUGCAUUGAAGAUGAUGAAAGGAACAUGUCCAAACGUGCAGGAUCUUCAGGUAAACAAGUCAGAACCAAAUUGUCACAGGCCUUUAAUCACUGGCUGAAUGUUCCAGAAGAUAAAAAACAGGUUAUUAUUGAAGUGACAGAGAUGUUACACAAUGCCAGCUUACUCAUAGAUGACAUUGAAGAUAACUCAAAGCUACGACGGGGCUUUCCAGUGGCUCAUAGCAUCUAUGGAAUUCCAUCUGUAAUAAAUUCUGCUAAUUAUGUGUAUUUCCUUGGUCUACAGAAGGUUUUAACACUUGAUCACCCAGAAGCUGUGAAAGUGUUCACUCGUCAGCUGCUGGAACUCCAUCAGGGCCAAGGUUUGGAUAUUUACUGGAGAGAUACAUACACCUGUCCUACAGAAGCAGAAUAUAAAGCCAUGGUACUGCAAAAGACAGGUGGUCUCUUUGGAUUAGCUGUGGGCCUCAUGCAGUUGUUCUCCAAUUAUAAAAGAGACUUAAAACCACUCCUUAAUACACUUGGGCUCUUCUUCCAAAUACGAGACGACUAUGCUAAUUUACACUCCAAAGAAUAUAGUGAGAACAAGAGUUUUUGUGAAGAUUUAACUGAGGGCAAGUUCUCAUUCCCAACUAUUCAUGCUAUUUGGUCCAGACCUGAAAGCACUCAGGUGCAGAAUAUUUUGCGUCAAAGGACAGAAAAUGUAGAUAUAAAAAAAUACUGUGUACAUUACCUUGAGAAUGUAGGUUCCUUUGAAUACACUCGGCAGACGCUGCAAAAGCUUGAAUCUGAAGCAUAUGAACAGAUUGAGUCACUUGGGGGGAACCCUGAACUUGUAGCACUAGUUGAACACUUAAGCAAAAUGUUCAAAGAAAAUGAAAAUUAACUAAUUGAUUUGACUUAUGGUUUGGAGAGGGAAACUUUAAAACCACCAUAUAUUAACUAGACUAUCUUACUAAAUCGAUGGAAAGAAAAGUGUAGAAAUGAUGCUUAUUUAAAAUUACUCAUAGAAACUGCUAUAUUAAAUAUUGUGUAAGUAGUAAUUGAAGGGUAUGUGUAUGUACCACAAAUUAUCUCUGCAGCUUUAAUUACAACUGCUUACAAAAUAUUGCAUGGAGAAAUAAACUUGCAUAGAUCUGUUAAGCUAAAAUUGUUAAUUUUAGUUUUUCAUGUGAAUCUUUCAGUUGUAAUCUCCACUGCACAGUCAGUGGUGUUUAUUUUAGCUAUAGAGUUUGUGUCCUCUAAGAACAUUGCAGGUUUUAAUCUGAUUAAGAUAGGUUUGACUAAGUUUCCGUAUUAAAUUGAAUUUGCUCUGUUU